AUGAAAACUGAGGAGUUCAAGUUUUUACGUUUCUGGCUACAAAUUGGUCUCACCCCAGGUAUCAAGUUCAGUAGUGUGAUUCAACACGAUGAACUGGCAGCAUUGAUUGUCAAACAUGUGAUGGGCCCUGCUAUUGAAGGCCUUGAAGGCACUUUACAUGGUCAUGACACCAUAGAUGUUGAUAAAGCCAUCAAAUACCUCAACAAUUGUCAAUACAGUGAUAAGAUUGCUAAGAUCCUCCAUACCUUUUAUGCUUUCUUAGAAUUGUGUUGUCCCAGAAUCACUGCGGCUAUUGGUGAUGAUGGAAACUUUGAUAACACAUCAAUGGUUUUGAGGAUGUUUGCUCCACCCAAGAAGGCUAUUGUGACCAAGUGUUUUGGUGACUUAGACUGA
Messenger RNA from Melampsora larici-populina 98AG31, 393 nucleotides. RefSeq lists its product as uncharacterized. Lineage: Eukaryota; Fungi; Basidiomycota; Pucciniomycetes; Pucciniales; Melampsoraceae. The record is from RefSeq and is a predicted model, not a curated record. The transcript has 6 exons. Bases 1 to 393 code for a protein of 130 amino acids.